Messenger RNA from Onychostoma macrolepis, 5111 nucleotides. RefSeq names its product BAR/IMD domain containing adaptor protein 2b (gene baiap2b). Gene Ontology annotation, biological process: positive regulation of actin filament polymerization; plasma membrane organization; actin crosslink formation. The coding region runs from base 841 to 2442 and encodes 533 amino acids. The transcript is spliced from 15 exons. NCBI's taxonomy places the organism in Eukaryota, Metazoa, Chordata, Actinopteri, Cypriniformes, Cyprinidae. The record is from RefSeq and is a predicted model, not a curated record. Gene Ontology annotation, molecular function: cytoskeletal adaptor activity; protein binding. Gene Ontology annotation, cellular component: nucleoplasm; cytosol.
UGAACAAAUAGCAUUCGAGCGCAGGUUGUAAAGGAGAAUUUAAUUGGUUGAACCUACAAUUUCACUGUAUGAAUCAGUUUUGAGCCUGAAUGUUUAAAGUAAUAUCCUACUGAUGAAAAAAAGAUAACUAUUGGUACGAAAAUUUUAAAGGAUAAUGACUUGUUUUAGUGAGGGUUAGGGUUUUUUAAACUCUUGUGUUUUUUACAGAAUCGGUUCAAUGAAUGAUUCAAUGACUCGCUCAUUGUCGCCACCUACUGGCGAACAAUGUAAGCUGAAGAAAGUGAAUGGAUCUUUUUAGUGAACGGGGUACGGGGAUUUAAAGAUUCAGUUCAUUGAAAUGAAUCAAAAUAGAGUGGGUCUAAAGAGUGGGUUCAAGAAUACAAACGUGUUUAAGGAACAGACUGUUCCUGACAUCCCUCAACACCGCUUAGCGUCGCGCCAAACCUCCUAUUAGGACAACAGCAAGCACGCGACACAAUGCUGUAGUAAAUGAUCUCAACGUCCGCAGCUGUCACCGUCCGCGUUCUGUGGUCAGGCGAACGGUCCUAUUAUAACCAAGGAAGCUCUUCCGUCGCGUCGCGCUGCGAGAAGGUGAAAGAGGAGAGGCGGAGUCCGUUUGAAUAUCAAGCGCAGUUCCAGUGACGAGGAUAAACGCGUACGGUGGAUUCCCGCCACUCCGGCGGCUGCGCGUGGGCAUCAGCUAGAGAGUUCCAUAUAAAAGCUCCCGCAUCCUCCUCUGCCUCUGACACUCUCUGUUUGAAUGGUACAGUGUCUUCUCCUCCUCUCCUCCUGUGUUUUCUCGGAAACAUUUUCCUGCAGUAGACAUUCAAAUUCUCGUCUAUGGUUCUGACUCAAGCUUCCAAAAUGUCCCGGACCGAUGAGGUGCACCGUAUAACGGAGAAUGUCUAUAAGUCCAUCAUGGAGCAGUUCAACCCUUGCUUAAGGAACUUUGUUGCCAUGGGGAAGACUUACGAGAAGGCCCUCUCCAGUGUGACAUUUGCAGCAAAAGGCUACUUCGACGCACUGGUGCGGAUGGGAGAGCUGGCCAGCGAGAGUCACGGCUCUAAGGAUCUUGAAGAGGCAGCAUGGGAUGUGCUUUUUCAGAUGGCGGAGGUUCACAGACAGAUCCAGAUGCAGCUAGAGGACAUGCUGAAAUCAUUCCACAAUGAACUGCUCACAGAACUGGAGAAAAAAGUGGAAUUGGAUGUUCGCUACUUAAAUGCAGCUCUGAAGAAAUAUCAGAUGGAACACAAGAGUAAAGGAGAGAGUCUGGAGAAGUGCCAGGCCGAGCUGAAGAAACUGCGCAGGAAGAGUCAAGGCAGCAAGAACCCCUCCAAAUAUGGAGACAAGGAGAUGCAGUACGUCGAGACCAUCAGCAGCAAACAAAAUGAGCUGGAUAACUACAUCUCUGAGAGCUACAAGAACGCCCUGUCCGAAGAGAGACGGAGGUAUUGCUUCCUUGUUGACCGUCAAUGUGCAGUGGCCAAAACGAGCAACACCUACCACAUCAAGGGCAGAGACUUGCUGACGCAAAAGAUCCCAUUGUGGCAACAAGCAUGUGCCGACCCAAAUAAACUCCCAGAGCGGGCAAUGCUUCUAGCUCAGCAAAUGGGCUCAGGAGCGACGGGGAUGCUGGGACCCAGUGUCCACCACACCUCUAAAUCUAGCCUGACCAUCUCAGACCCCAUCCCUGGGGCCAAGCCACUUCCUGUGCCACCUGAACUCGCGGCUCUCAUGGGGAGCCAACAGACGAGGAUGAUGGGAGUAGAUGGUGUUCCCGUGGUAAAUGGCUCAGGGGUCCAUGGGGGAGAAGACUACCAACGCUGGAUGGAGACCAGAGCCGCACACGAGAAACCGGCCCACAGGCACGGUGGAGAGACCUUCUCUAACACCCUGCCUGUCCGCAAGGUUGCGCCUGUAAAGCCCAAGAAUACUUUGGCAGAGACACAGACCCUCCCCAGGUCUAGCUCGAUGGCAGCUGGGCUGGAGAGAAAUGGACGGACACGCGUUCAGGCCCUCUUCUCUCAUGCCGCCGGAGACAACAGCACACUCCUCAGCUUUACGGAAGGAGACAUCAUCACACUGUUGGUGCCUGAAGCCCGGGACGGCUGGCACUACGGCGAAAAUGAGAAAAAUAGAAUGAGAGGCUGGUUCCCGUUCUCCUACACCCGCGUGAUUCCUGAACCAGACAGCAAUAAACUCCAUGUCAGUUUGCAGCAUAACAGGAGCAGCAGCACAGGAAAUCUUCUGGAGAGAGAGAUGGCGUUGCCGACACCUGAUUACGGCAUGCCCACACGCUUCCUCGCCCAGCAGCAGAGCACACAACACAGCCGACAGAGACCAUACAGCGUGGCAGUGCCAGGAUUCUCACAACAAGGGUUGGAGGAGUACGAUUCUCGAUUCCAAACGAGUUCGGAGGGCAAAUUGAUUUCGACAGUGUGAGAGGACAGACAAACACACAGACACCACCCUCCCCUCCGUCCCCACACACUGCCCUCUCUUCCUUUAUCUCUCAACAAUCCAUCCCCCUUCACUCCACCCUCAGAGGAAGAGGAUAGAUCCACCCUUCCCACCUUCUAGUUCCCCUAUUUUAUCCCAGUUGGAAGCAGCCUAACGAAACCGGAAUGCUGAGUAUUCCAUGUUGACCUUCCUCAUUAUACGCUCCUAUCAUAAGGAUGUUGAACUUACUUCAGUAAACAUGUUAAUUGUCUUUAUGUAUCUCUUGCCUGUCUUUCAUGCAUGUACAUGUCAACAAUGUAUAAAUGCAUAACUUUUGCCAUCCAGGGGUCCACGGAUUUAAAGGAAUAGUUUACAUGAUUUUAUUAUAUUAUUUUCUUCUAUGGAACACAAAAAGACUUAUUUAUGAGAUCGAAGUCGUGUUGUUGUUUUUUUACCUUCUUUUUCUAAAGUGAAUGGUGAUCAGAUUUUCUCUGAACAAAAUGCUUUUUUUUUUCUCUUUUUUUUCUUUGGUCAUUUUGGAGUUUGACAGGAACUGGUCCCCAUUCACUUGAGGGAAGAGAGCAGCUCAGAAAUCUAAAUUUCUUGUUUGUUAUUUUUUUGUUUCUGUGGAAGAAAGAAAAGUUGUAUAGGUUUGAAACAACAUGAAGGCAAGUGAAUCAAAAAAUUUUUGUUGAACAAAAAAAAUCUUAAAUGAAACCAAUGUGGUAAUAUGAUUAAAUUUAUUGUUUGUAACAAUACCGGUGGGUUUAUCCAAGUAUAAACGACUGUUAAUAAUGAAACUCAGCUGAGAAAGACCGUAUUCUGUACAUUGGUAAGUUUGCAUAUUUAAAAAAAAUCUCUACAUAUUCAGGUGUUUUUUAAUUAUUCCUUUUACAUUGUUCGAUCGAACAAAACUGAUGUAAUUAAUUAUCCACAACUUUCAGUGUGUUUCCAUUUCAUUGCUUAUAUUGCUGAUGUAAAGGUCUCUGUAAUCUUGUAAUAUCUCACCUGGAGUCCCUUCAAUGAAGUAUCUGUUUUCUAAAUGCGUCAAGUGUUGCAGAGCAGGACGGUGAAUUCUGAUAUGCAGUACAUACUUGACAUUCCCAGAGUCUCAAGUGAAGAUUGAGAUUGAAAGCCUAGAGGUUGAAUUGGAACAAAUUGUUUAAAUAUAAAUGACAUAAAUGGGUUGUUUCUGGAAUUCAUGGUUCAUGCAUGAAAGAAAAGACAACUGGUACCUUUACAUAUCCAUAUCUCAUCACCAUUCACGAGUGAAGCAAUAAGCAGUGAGAAGCAGAGUGUUAGUGAUUUCACCACAGAUGAGAGGUGUAUCCCUCUUAACCAUGGUACAGUAAAUCACUGGUAACGAGCGGCUCAUUGCUUGUAUGAAUAAAAUCAGAAAGGAAUAAACAACAUAGUUUUAGUCUAGGCCAUUUACGGUUGCCAAGAAACAUCUCAAAUUUAGCUCAUCCCAACAGAUUUUAGAAUCUGAACCAUCCAUUUUUGCUCUUUGUGUUGCGGUCGUUUCAGCGAUAUCCAUAUUAAUGAUGUGCCAAGUCUUAAUAUAAUCCAUGUGAUCCAGUGCCUUGUACAUAGCACACAAUAUGUGUAAAUACUAUAACUGAUAAUUGAAUGUUAAAUUGUAAACAUGCGUAUUUCUGAUUUUUUUUCUUUGACAUAGAUGCAUUGUUUAAUUUGGUUCAACAAGAUCCCUGUGGAUUCCUGUACAGCUUUUAGAUUCGAAACAUAUGUAAAAACAGCAAUAAUCAAAUUUGAUACCAUCCUUUUUUUGUUUAGUAUCAAUUUAAACAUGAUAUUUUAUGCUUAUAAUACACUUACACACCACUUGUGUGAGUUUUUUAGCCUUUUUCACAGGUGUGAAAGCUGAAGUCUUUUAGUUCCAGUGUUGUAAUGAAAGGGAACUGAUUAAAUGCUUUGAAAUAGCCUUUUUCAUAGAAACAAAAUGCUUAUGAUUAAGCUAUAAAAGAGACAAUGUUUCUCUGAUGUGACAGAAACACCACAUUGCUUGUUUGGUCUGGUAAUUGUUUAAAGGUGCACCGCUCUAUAUUUUAUCUGUAUUGUACUUGAAAAGUCGAUUUAUUGUUGUACAUGAAGGUGAUGCACAAUUAAAUAAAAAGCACCUUCAUUAUUACCACAAAGUAUGCGUGGAGACGUCCAGAUUGUACACUUGCUUUCACUUUUCUCAUGUUUUCCUUCACCAAAGAUCCUGCCAGGUUCUUUGUGUCUGUCUGUCUCUCCUCCGGCUAUAGAUUUCUGUUUGCUUUUGCACUGUUUGUCUUUUUCUGUGUGUAACUAAACCAACGUCUUGCUGUAGCUCUGCCAACACUCUCCAUCUCUGUUUUGAUGAAUUUAGAGACAAAAGCAGUAAGGUGUCAAGGACUGGAAGCCAGUGCCAGUGUUUCUUCUUUCUGCACUAGAGUAAAGGCUAUGGUACAGCCGCCACACUCAGAGAGAGCUCCACCUCGGUCAUGAUAUAUAUGUCGUUUUCUUCUGGAAUGCCCACAUUUUGGAUGUAAAAGGAGAGAAAGUACAAUAAUUGUACAGCAAAGUAUAUACACUCCAAUAUGCAUGUAUAUCGGGCGACACCAGAACCGUGUAAUGACCAUGUGACUUUCUACUCUUGAAAAGAUAAAUAAACAUUUCUUCAGAUUAAA